This is a messenger RNA of Geodia barretti, 2537 nucleotides long. The record is from the annotation of a GenBank genome assembly. Lineage: Eukaryota; Metazoa; Porifera; Demospongiae; Tetractinellida; Geodiidae.
CACCCCUUCCAUACACGUGUGUUUGUCUGUCACUGCACUGUCAGUUGCGUCAGCGUGUUUUCAGUGGCUUUCAUGGUCCAACAGCGUCAGUAUAAGAAAUGUGAAUACUUCUGUGACGACUGCUGAAGUUGCUGAUGGUAUUCACACGUCGAGCCUGUGACUAAAGAUACAUAUUGCCUGGGCCAGCACUUAGCAGCUAGCUAAUCAUGGAGCUUUCCUCAAGUGAUUACAAGAACACAGUGGUACGUUUACUGAGACGACCAACCAAUCACGAGAACGGUGAAUCAACCAUCACCACAUUUGCUACUCCUGAAAAUAACCCCCUGAAAGCUGGUAGCAGUGAGAUAAACAGCAAAAUAGGGGCACCAAUCAUUAGAAACGUGCCUUCAAGAGCAAAUAUUGCAUCAAAUCAGAGACAGAGAGAUGUUGAACAAACAAGAUUGACCGGUCAGACAAGGGUUUAUCAAAAAACCGAGUCUUUAUCAAAAUCUAAUCUGGUCAGUUUGCCUCGUGAGGAAAUUCCUUUACCAGAUUUAUCAAGUGAUAGUCAGUGGCCGAGUAUUGGUGGAGAGGAAAGUGGGAGGAGUCAGGGUGCAUCGUCUUCUGUUUCGGCCACACCAGAGGGCAAAGGAUGGAGUGCCAUUGUCAAGAGAGCUCCUACAGAAAAGAGUCUCGUUGUAAGGAGGAAGGAGCCGACGAUUGCAACAGAAGGUGCUAAUGAGUGUGGUAACGAAGGGAGCAGUGAGGGAGAAGAGGAGGAGGAUGUGGGGGCUGCUCAGAGACAGAAGAGAAAGAAAAAGAAGAAGAAGAAAUCUGGUGGCCAGGAACCUCCUCAGGAAAAGAAGCUUGACAAACCACCUCAGUUGGAUAUAUUUGCGGUAUAAAAGUGUAAUCACUGAUAGUGAAGAACUUUUGAUUUCAGAAAAUAUGUGAAUGGGACUGAUGCUAAUAAGUAAUCCACUAACUUUUCUUGGUGAAAUGAUCACCAAAGUUUUUUUUAUACUAUACAUAGCAAUGAUCUAUGCUACAAUGUAUGUCCCUCCCUGCAGUAUGUAAAGCAGCAACCAGUAAGACCGGUGCUGAACAAAAAAGACACUAAACCGUCCACCAAAGUAUGGAGAAUAUAAUCAUCAUCCACAAUGCUACAAUUGUAUUUCUCUAAUGCAGGCUGUUUCAGCCACAGCACGGAAUGUACUCGACUCGACAGCACCAUCCACAAGACGAGGGAAAGAAAGAGAGCAGCCGAAAGCUAAAAAGCCUACCCACCUAAGAAAGGUUAUUGAGAAGGAGAAGGCAGCAAAGAAAGAGCUAAGGGAACAAGGACAGGAAAUUCCUAAUGACUUUGAUGUGAUGAGACAACCUGGAACUGACCAAUCAGAUCACAGCAAUGUCCCUGCCGCCAAUGGUGAAAUAAUCGAUACAAAUACAGGCCAGGAAUCUUUGACCACACCAACCCAUCAAUCACCAGAAACCACACCCACUGCCACACCCACCCAUCAAUCACCGGAAAUCACGCCCACUUAUGACAUAAUCCCUGCUCCUUCCACUGCACCUGUCUCUCAACCAUCACCCAGUACUUCAGCAGUCACUGAAGCUGGUUCAGCAAUACAGAAACGACAAGUUCAUGGCAAAAGAUUCAGAGAAUAUUGUUCUCACAUGGUGACUGAUGAGGUAAACAGAGCUGCAGAGGCCCUGCUCCUGGAUCUGGUACGGUUCCAGGACAGAGCCUACCUCAAGGACCCCAUCAAGGCCAGGAGCAAACGACGCUAUGUCUGCGGGCUACGAGAGGUCUACAAACAUCUCGAAGUGGGGAAACUGAAGUGUGUAAUUGUUCCUCCCAACCUGGACCACAUACAAUCUACUGGAGGGAUAGACGAGCGUAUAUCAGCCAUCCUAAGUCUGUGUCAGAGUAAGCAGGUGCCUGUUGUGUACGCCAUGUCUCGCAGGAAGCUGGCCAUUGUCCUGAAGAAGAAAUUCAAGAUUGGUUGCGUUGGGAUUUUCAGCUAUGAUGGAGCUGAGGGCCACUAUAGAAAACUGAGGAAACUCGUGGAAGAAGCCACUGAGCUCUAUCAAAGAGUAGCUCAUCCCAUGCCCCCCAGGGGACCCACCGAGGACGAAAUUUCACCCACUACCAACGAUCCCCUACUCUCGGGGUCUGGUAGUGACAAUAGUGAGGAGACUGGGAAUGGGAAUCAGAAAACAACAACAGAUGCUUUGUGGGAUAAAUACCUUCCUAAGAAGAGUGUUCCAACUGACCCACCCAUCUAUACAAUAUCACAACAUGUCAACAGUGAUGUCACUGGUAUUUCAACAGCAAUAGAGGAUGACAUCGUUGGCUCUAAACAGGUAGAGAGUACAUACGACAGUCAGUUGUCAACAAUAUCCGUUGAGGAGUCGGGAACCGCCGGGACCACUAGUUCGCUGGUGUUGGCUGGGGGACAUGCUGGUGUUGUACCAGCCGAUGGCUGUGUGUUUACCCCCAGCACAACUGUCUUUCAGUGGAACAUUAAUGCAGCCGAAUUCAUUCCUUCAUGAGA